Camelina sativa (false flax) is the source of this 1374-nucleotide messenger RNA. The record is from RefSeq and is a predicted model, not a curated record. NCBI's taxonomy places the organism in Eukaryota, Viridiplantae, Streptophyta, Magnoliopsida, Brassicales, Brassicaceae.
GAACAGAGGUUUCUGUAGGGUUUUAAGUUUUGUUUUUGUUGUUGUUUUGCUGGGGAAGAAGAAGAAGAAGCAGAGGCAAAUACAAAUACAGCUUUCAAAUCGACUUGCAAAAACACAACUCAAGUUUUGUUAAUUUUUUCUAUUCAAUUAUAUUUUCUUCCUCUUGUCCUUUUUUUUUUUUUUUUGUCUGGGCGAUUCAAUUUUGGAAUUGAACUUGAAAAAUCUCUUUCGGUGUUUAGAUUUUGUUUUCAGGAGAAAUGAUUCUUCCAUAUUCGACACAGUUCACUUGCCCUGUUCAAGAAAAUGGAUUUAGCUCUUCCCUUUUAUUAUUUCCCCAUUUCCAAAGACAUCGUUUUGACGUUGUCGGUUCGGUGAAGAUUGCUUCCUCCUCCUAUUCGGGGAAUGUUACGAGGUCAAGAAGAAAUGUGAAAGCUUUUGGGUUAGUUGAUAAACUUGGGAAAAAGGUAUGGAGAGAAAAAGAAGAAGAUAGUGACAGUGAAGAUGAGGAAGAUGAGGAAGUGAAAAAAGAUACCUCUGGAGAUGAAGCGAGUCUUGAUGAUCCAGAAGAGAGAAGGGAAUGGAGGAAGACGAUAAGAGAUGUGAUUGAUAAGCAUCCAGAUGUGGAAGAAGAUGAAGAGAUUGAUAUGGUUGAGAAGAGGAGGAAGAUGCAAAAGCUUCUUGCUGAUUACCCACUUGUUGUGAAUGAAGAGGAUCCUGAUUGGCCUGAGGAUGCUGAUGGUUGGGGGUUUAGUUUCAACCACUUCUUUAACAAGAUAACGAUUAAGAAUGAAAAGAAGGAGGAUGAUGAUGACGAUGAUGAAGGAGAUGAUAGUGAGAAGGAGAUUGUUUGGCAAGAUGAUAACUAUAUACGCCCGAUUAAAGAUCUCACAACUGCAGAAUGGGAGGAGACGGUGUUCAAAGAUAUCAGUCCUCUCAUGGUUCUUGUUCACAACCGCUACAAAAGGCCAAAGGAAAACGAAAAAUUCAGGGAAGAAUUAGAGAAAGCGAUUCAGGUAAUAUGGAACUGUGGACUUCCUUCACCAAGGUGUGUUGCUGUUGAUGCUGUGGUUGAGACAGAUUUAGUCUCUGCAUUGCAAGUAUCUGUGUUCCCAGAGAUCAUCUUCACUAAAGCCGGAAAGAUACUAUACCGUGAGAAAGGCAUUAGAACAGCAGAAGAGCUUUCAAAAAUCAUGGCCUUCUUCUAUUAUGGAGCUGCAAAACCACCUUGUUUAAAUGGUGUGGAUAAUUCACAAGAACAGAUUCCUUUAGUCGAUGUAAGUGUCAAUUAAGCAUAAGCCUUUGUGAUCUUUGUAAUGUAUGAACUAAAGAAGUAAUCAAUCUUUUGAAUGUGAAAUAUAUGUUUUCUUUUGUUUU